This is a messenger RNA of Melanotaenia boesemani (Boeseman's rainbowfish), 1994 nucleotides long. RefSeq names its product leishmanolysin-like peptidase 2. Gene Ontology annotation, cellular component: membrane; cytoplasm. The record is from RefSeq and is a predicted model, not a curated record. Gene Ontology annotation, molecular function: metalloendopeptidase activity. Gene Ontology annotation, biological process: cell adhesion; proteolysis. Lineage: Eukaryota; Metazoa; Chordata; Actinopteri; Atheriniformes; Melanotaeniidae. Bases 1 to 1857 code for a protein of 618 amino acids. The transcript has 14 exons.
AUGUUGCUGGUGGUGUUAGUGAUGAUGCUCGAGCUUCCAGGAGCUCUGCACAAGUGCAUCUUUGAUGAUGUUCAGGCUCAGGUCAAAGUGGUCAGAGCAGCACCCAUCCAGUCACAUGACCAGCCCAAACUCAAAGCCCUGAACGGGAUCAAGCAUCUGCAAACCUCUAGACCGCCAGCCAGGCAUGCUGGAGUAGCAGUGAAGCUGAGGAGCGUUCUGGGUGAGUCAGCCUCACCUACUUCAGCAGCUCCACAGUCAAUCAGGAUAAAGACCUGGACUACCACAGAGAGUGAUAACCUAUCAAAAGCUGAGAGAGGAAGGCUGGAUGCAGCAGUACACGAGGCUUUGAGGGUGAUAUCCUCUGUACUGUCAGUGAACAGAACUGUGGGCCCAUUGCUGCUCAGGAGAGACAUUAACAAAUACUGCAAGUUUCUCUGGAAAAAUUCAAGUACCAUCAACUACAACAGGUGUGGCAGAGCCAACAGCAACUACAGAUCUGAGACUUGUCUGGAUGUAACAAUCCCAGAUGACCACCUGGCUGGAUGCCAUAUUUACCCAGAGGCUGGUUACUCUCGCAGGAUUGUCCUCAGAACUGAAGGUGCCGGACUUUCUGACACAGACUUCCUGCUUUAUCUCCACAUGCAGACCACUGACAAGUGCAGAGCAGAGCUGAACGUGUUGGCAUACGCUGCCCACUGCCAGACGGACACACACGGGCGACCUGUAGCAGGGGUGGUGGUCUUCUGCAGAGACAGGCUGAAAGGAACUACAUACAGUCACCAGACUACUGUGCAGACUGUGAUUCAUGAGUUGUUUCAUGCGCUUGGCUUCUCUAAAGAGCUCUUCAGCACCUGGCGAGACUGUUUCUCCUCUCCUGAAGAUGGUAGAUGUUCUCCUCGUGGCAAAGUGAUUCACUCUGAUGGAUCAGGCCAGGUGAGGAUUUAUACUCCAUCCAUCAUCUCAGCCCUGCAGAAGCACCUAGUGUCCACUGAUUCUGAACUAGGAGGGCCACUGGAGAACCUGGAUGCAUCCACAGACAGACUGUCCUCUCACUGGGAGUCCCGGGUCCUGCAGGGGUCGAUAAUGGCGGCAGUGCUGGAAGAUCCCACUACAGUCCGGAUUGACCCAGUCACCUUAGCUGCAUUGCAGGACACAGGAUGGUACACUGUCAAUUUAAGUUGGGCACAAAGUCUGGUCUGGGGAGAUGGUGAAGGAGCCACGUUUGGCUCUUUGUCAACCUGCCAGGACAACUCAUCCUUUUUCUGCAGUGGCAGUAGACUGGGGUGUCAUUUCCUUCACCUCCACAAGGGGGAGUGUCAGACUGAUCAAUACCUGGAAGGUUGCAGAAUCUAUAAACUCUUAAAGAAUGGAAGUGAAUGUUGGAAAAAAGAAAAUUCCAGGUGGCCAGCUGGAGAAAACUGGAGCGGAGAGAUUCAUGGUUUUGACAGUCGCUGUUUCUUCUCCAGUCUUAUCAGACAAGAGGACUUUGUUCAGAUCAGCAGCUCUGUAGAGGGACGCUGUUACAGACACAGGUGUACUGGACUGAAUAGGUACCAAAUCCAAGUGUUUGGCUCUGGGUGGGUUGACUGUCCAGCAGGGGACACUAUUCAGAUAGAAGGAUACCAGGGUUCCGUUUUCUGCCCAGACAGAAGGUUAUGUCUGUACCCUGAUGUUACUCCUCCAUCAGAAAAUGGCUCGUCUCUGCACAGGCCACCUGCAGACUCCGCUGUAGCUGCAGCUCUCUGCUUCACUGCUGCUGUGUGUUUCCUGAUCGCACUGCUGGUGUCUUACAGAAAAUGUCAGACCAGUUUGGUCAGGAUCCACAACGUGUCCGCAGAGAAUCAUAACGAGCUGUAGGAAGCCUGACUUUAUGAAUAAUGAAAUGUAACUAAACUUUCAGUGUUGACAGACUUCAAUAAACUGAUUUUGAGAACAAUGAAUGAGCCAUUUGUGUCCCACUGGAAAAUACUGCCACACGAGCUUCAGAAAGAACA